Messenger RNA from Bactrocera dorsalis (oriental fruit fly), 5268 nucleotides. Its product is annotated as ankyrin repeat and SAM domain-containing protein 1A. The record is from RefSeq and is a predicted model, not a curated record. The transcript has 14 exons. Gene Ontology annotation, cellular component: cytosol. NCBI's taxonomy places the organism in Eukaryota, Metazoa, Arthropoda, Insecta, Diptera, Tephritidae. The coding region runs from base 780 to 5105 and encodes 1441 amino acids. Gene Ontology annotation, molecular function: protein binding.
AUCAAGAUUCAGUCAGUUUUCAGAAGCGUUGCGUUGCGUUGUAAUAACAGAACAUAAAAGAAAGAAGUGCGGAGCGUUUGUGCAGGCACCGAAAUUACUCAUUAAAUGAAUGUGAAUAAAUGCAAUGAUAAAUGGGAUAAAAGCUAAUAAGAAAUGCAAUAAUUGAGUUGAAUGUGAAAAAACGUGCAUUAAAUGAAUGAUUUCAAUUGAAUUAAUUGAAGAUAGAAUCCCUUAUAGAGCAAACAAAAGCGUGAAUAGUUCGCUCGAGCUCGCUGCUGUGAGUGCCUGGGCGUAUGUGUGGCACAGUGUGUGUGCGUGUAUGUGCGUUGGGAAUUGAAAUACUCGAAGAAAAUCUUUGCUCGCUGACUGCUGUUGGGAUACACUUUUGGGUGGCGGCGGCAGCAAACAGCAACAGCGACAACAACCACAACAACAUAAAGUGAAACAAUAACAACGAUAUUGAGGCGCGCUGUUUGUUGUUUUUGUGGAGUAGUAUACUAAGUGGAAAAUGUGUAUGUGCCAGAAAGUGAAACGAAAACGGGAACACGCCUUUUGAAGCCAGCAAAGCCAUCGACCACCAGCUAUCACCUACCAACCAGCAGCUAGCUGCUAACCGCUAGUGCGCUAGUCAAGCAGCGCCCAAAACGCUAGCUGCCCUCAGAGCUGCAACCAAAGCGAGCAGGAAUUUCAAGCGCAGCCUUAAAUGCUUGUAAUGCAGUUAUCAACUAUACUCAAACAUUAACAAUUCACGAAUUCACCUCAGUCACUGACUAGUCAUUAUGGGUAAGGAUCAGGAGUUUUUGGAAGCAGCACGCAAUGGCAACAUCACCUAUAUCGAAAAGGUACUCAAUCAGCGAGCAAAACGCGCCGGUCCGUUGGCCAGUUUGCGACGUGGACCCGGUGUCAAUAUACAGGACAGCGGUGGUUACUCGGCACUGCACCAUGCCUGUCUCAAUGGACACAGUGACAUAGUGCGGCUGCUGUUGAACAACGAAGCUUCACCGAAUCUGCCCGAUUCACGUGGCUCGUCGCCACUGCAUUUAGCCGCUUGGGCGGGCCAUCAAGACAUAGUGAAAAUGCUGCUAACACAUCCCUUUAAGCCGGCGCUGCCAAAUUUACAAACCAUCGAAAACGAGACGCCAUUGCACUGCGCCGCACAGCACGGACAUACGGGCGCUUUAGCGGUACUGUUGGCACAUAAUGCCGAUCCGAACAUGCGUAAUUCACGCGGUGAGACGCCACUUGACUUGGCGGCGCAGUAUGGCCGUCUGCAGGCCGUACAGAUGUUGAUACGCGCUCACCCGGAAUUGAUCGCACACUACAGUGUGGCUGCGAUUGAGGGUGGUGACACCAGCUUAAUGGGACAGCAAUAUCAAAAAUCACGUCGAUCGUCGCCACUACCACACUCCGGUUCGGUUUCCACACCGUCCCCUUCAUCGCCAUCGAUUACUUCUUCGCCCGUGACGCCAACGCGGAAUAUCUUCCCGCACACCUGUCUGCAUGUGGCUAGCCGUAAUGGACACAAGAAUGUGGUUGAUGUGUUGCUCGCUGCUGGUGUCAGUGUUAACUUGCUCACGCCAUCGGGUACUGCGCUGCAUGAGGCCGCCUUAUGUGGCAAGGAGUCGGUCGUGCGUACGCUACUUAGAGCGGGUAUUGAUUUGAAUGCGACCGAUGCGGAAGGCCGCACUGCAUUGGAUAUACUCAAAGAGUUUCCACCACAUGUGACUAAGCAUAUUAUUGCUGUCAUAAAUAAUUUUCGCAAUCAAAUGGAUGUCGACGUGGAUAGCGACGAGGUGGUCGUCUUUCGUCAUCAACAACCGCCGCCACCGCCACAGCGCCAAAGCAGCAGUCUAAGCCACUAUCAAAAACAGCAACAUAACAAUCACUAUCACUUCAAUUCAAACAAUCAUUUACUUAACCACGCACACUCGCUACAACAGUCUUCCACAUUUAACAGUAGCAGCACCGCAGGCGUUAGCGGUGGUGGCAACACCCUUGGCAGUGUUGGUAAUAACAGUAAACAACGUUAUGGCACAAAUCUUAAUGGCGGAAAAUCGCUGGAUAGCGGCCUUCAGCCGGAUCACUAUGCCGUAGUGGGGCGUGGUGGCUAUCACGAAGUGAAUUCUCCUGUGCACAGCACCUCCAAUAACUCUCAGAAUGAAAUGGGCGUGAGUCCAUCAUCGUCGAUGAGUAGUUUUGAGCCGGUCUCGGUGUCACCACGUUCGCGCUCUUCAACGGGCGGCAUCAUCGGUAUGACAGUUAACAAUCCUAUGCAUAUGAGCACUUUUGCGCCUGGCGCGCCACCCAAAAAGCCGCCGAGACGAAACCUAUCGGUUUCACCUACACACUCAGGGCAACAGUUUAGCUACACAUCGCCAAAUCAUCAUCAACAACAACAAUCACAACCACGUACGCGACAAGCACACCACAGCCCCUCUGCAGAGAGUCCUCAUGGUGGCCAUCAAAGUCACGGUAGUGUGGGUGGCAUGAGCUUCGAUGAGACCGCACAGUUGCGCGAUCGGCAGAGAGGCGAACGUCUAUACGCGAGCGCUCGGGAGAGUACACGUUCUACAACGGGCGCAUUGUUGGCGUCAAGCUCUAAUGAUAUGUUGGAGCGUAUGAACUAUAGCAGCGAAGAACGCGCCGAGUCUGUAGAAGGGCUGGCUACCUCGAACUCAAUGAAAAGACCACUGAACAAGUCACGUGACGUGAGCACAGAAAUUAUUAAUUGCGAGAAUCCAACACUGAAGUCAUACAAUCCAAAUAGGAAGCUGAAAAGGAAUCGCAACAGCUACUCACUAAACAUCAGCGACACCAAAGAGAAUAAGAAUGUCGAAAAGCCGCAAAUACCGCUCAGUCCGACAAACUAUCAGCAACCGCCGACACCCGAUCACCCGCCACCCUCUUCAAGUCAAGCCGAACGCACCAUACACGAGCGCAUACGACCGCUCAGCAUGGAGUACAAGCGGCGCUCAGCGCUCAUACAGCUACAACAACAGCAGAAACAGCACAGCAAAAGUAUGAUCGAUUCGAGUACAUCACCUGCCAAGCACUGGCAGUCUGCGCUCAUACCAACGCCGACCUUUGAUUACCCCGUCGGCAAUCUGUCACCGAAGCAAAGUGCCAAUGCUUCACCCACAACGACACUGUCUAAUGCGCGACGUAGUGGUGCCGGCGGCGGCGGCAUACAAGGCUCCUCCGGUUCGCUUAGUUCAAGCGUCUCACUUUCGGAUCAUAGCAUCUCCACCGAUUGUGUAGAAGAAUUCGUAGGCGAUGCGCCGUUUGCGGGACUCUUCAAGGGUUCGAGUGUUAAUUUGCGACAUGAGAAGCGUACAAUGGGUAAUCGUAAACUCGUCAUACCCACGACAGCACGAAGCGCUUCCGCAUCUGCAGCGGAGGGUCAACAACCACAACGAACACGCCCACCAAUACCAACGAAACCGGUUUUGCCCGAAUUUAACAAAAUGCUCAAAUCCAUAACUGUAAGCGCUAAGGACUUAAAGACAACAGGCAAUCAGGAAGGUUGUGAUGAAACCGAAUUCCGUAGUGAUAAUACUAGUCAUGUGAGUCAAAAUGUAAGUAUCUGCUUGGAGAGUGAAAAUGCGAAUGGAAAUGAAAAUGCGAAUGACGCAAAUAAUGGUAAUGGGAGUGAGGACAUCGAGGCGGCGCUGUCGGCUAUCACAACAGCCACAACACAAAGCAGUGGCAUACUCAGCCCCUUCAACGCCGAAGAGGCGCGUAAGAAGAUUUCAGAGAUUAUCGAGUCCUUCGGCAGCGGUAUACUAAAUACGACUUUAACACCGACAAACGAUAUCGAUUUGGAGUUUGAUGAGAGUAUCGAACCAACGGAACGGCGUGAGUUGGCUGUGCGUUUACGAAAUGCGGGAUUGCUGCACUUGGAACGCAUGCUCUUCGAGAAUGGUUACGACAAUUUUAAAUUUAUGAAUGGCGUCUUUGAAACAACCGACACACAACUGAUGGAUAUACCGAAGCCAGAUGCAAAUAAGUUGAUCGCAUUCGUAAGCACAUUACCGAAGGCGGAAUUUCAACCACAAAUUGUGGGUGUAAAUAAAGAAAGGCAACGAAAAACCGAUAACAACGGUGAUGCAACCACAGAGAAGAAAGGUGUGACGACGCUCAGCGAAUGGCUGCAGAGUAUCUGUCUACCCGAGUACAUUGAAUCUUUCAGCAAACACCUGUACAAUACCAUCGAUAGCGUCUGUGGUGUAUGGGAUGUCGAACUGCAGACGGUACUAGAAAUUAACAAGCUUGGACAUCGAAGACGUAUACUCCAAUCGGUUGCUUACAUAAGGCAAAUACGAGAGCCAAAUAAAACAGAAAAGAGUGGCCAGAACGAGAACAACGAAAUACCAAAAAUGGCUACAUCCGUGAAUGGUGAAACACAACGGCAACCACAACAGGCGCAGCCGCAGCAACGAACCUCAAUUACGGGUUACAGAAAAAAUCGACCUGCACCCCAACCGCCUUGUGAAAAGCCACAACAACAGCCGCAAUUGCAAAUACGCGCGCCAUCGGAACUACUACUCGGGCUACCAGCAAAUUUACGCACAAAAUGGCGACAUUCGGCGAAUGUUUUGCUUAACGAACAAAUCAAAUAUGAAGUUUAUUAUCUGGGCUCGACGGUUGUGAAGGAGUUACGUGGCACCGAAUCGACGCGUAAAUCCAUACAAAAACUGAAACGUGAUGAAGCCGCAGAACAACAGCGUUCUGGCAAAGUGAACCGAAAGAAACCGGCGCUAGUGUGCUUGGCCAUAUCGCAUUUAGGCGUGGAAUUUAUCGAUGUCAACAGCAAGCAAACGAUUUGUGAACAUGAAAUCCAAAAUAUUAACUGCGCUUGCCAGGACUCGGACGAUUUGAGGCAUUUCGCUUACAUCACCAAAGAGUUGGACGUACACUACUGCCAUGUUUUCUAUGUCGAGGGUGCGGACUUGGCUACCGAUAUCAUACUCACGCUGGGACAAGCCUUCGAGGUGGCCUAUCAGUUGGCUUUGCGAGACGGUAUUACAACGACAGCAACGACCAUGUUCAGCGCCAAUUCAUUACUCAGUGGCGCCAAAACUGCUGAAACCGGUGCAGUUGAGUGAACACACACACGCCGAGAGCAACGCAGAGAAGUGGAAACCAAGAAAUAUUACUGUUAAAUUACUUAUUAGCUCAAAAGAAUGUUGUACGAAAUAAGCAUAUAUAAAUUGAAUUAAAAAAAGUUUAAAUUAAAAAAAAAAAAUUAAAAUAGAAGGUUUAGAUGUA